CGACCGGCCGGAUUUCGCCAGCCUUAGCGUUGGCAUCCGCAAGCGGGCGAGAGUGUUUUGUAUCUUCUCUUUCUUUUCGUCCAUUUUUUUUUUGUUUUUUUGCUUCGACGUUCAGAUGUUGCACUUUUAACGUGACCGGUUGAUGACGUCAGUCGCUUUCGACGUUCAAACUCAAAUUGGACGCCCGCCGCUGCUCCACACGACGUGAGCGGAAGAAGACAAGCUAGCUAAGUGGGCAGCGACACCGGCGUGUCCUGCUGCUGUCGUCGUGCCUCUGCUAUGAGCAACACUGCGCAGAGGAAGCGGAGGGUCGAGGAGAGCCCGCUCGUGUCCGGCAGCGCCAAACCCCGCGCUCGCGCUCGCGCUAGCAGGGUAGCCAACGCGAGCAGAAGAGCGGCGUUAAACAGACGAAGCAGCAGCCCCAGACGGACGCGGGCCCCGCAACAGCCCGCCGCCGCCACCGAGACCAUCGACGUGAUUGACGGCCAAGAGUCAGACGGCAUCGAGGAGGUGGUCGAUCUGACGUCCGAGGCGGCAGAAGUGGCGCAUGUCGUCGACCUGACCCACAACGACUCAGUAAUGCUGGUGGACGAAGGUCCGGGCGGCCCGAGAGAAAGCUACGUCGUCAGCGAUGACGAUGACGUGACUCCUCUACCCACCGCCGAGGUCUUGUGCUCGCUCCAGGCGCAGAGCUCUGCCAGGUUAGCGCCGGGAGCAAUCAGCUGUCCGGUGUGUAUGGACUCGUACUCGGAGAUGGUGGACAGCGGGCGUCUGGUGGUGUCCACAAAGUGCGGCCACAUCUUCUGCAGCCAGUGCCUGCGAGACGCCCUCCGCCGCUCUCUCACGUGCCCCACGUGCCGCAAACGCCUCACGUCUCGCCAGUACCACCCCAUCUACAUUUGAGCAACGCCGCCAAUUGUGUACUUUUUGCUUUUAUACGCAAGUCAAAUAAACGCCUUUCUUCCA
Messenger RNA from Syngnathoides biaculeatus (alligator pipefish), 966 nucleotides. RefSeq names its product ring finger protein 4 (gene rnf4). NCBI's taxonomy places the organism in Eukaryota, Metazoa, Chordata, Actinopteri, Syngnathiformes, Syngnathidae. Gene Ontology annotation, biological process: positive regulation of transcription by RNA polymerase II. The transcript has 8 exons. The coding region runs from base 280 to 903 and encodes 207 amino acids. Gene Ontology annotation, molecular function: transcription factor binding; zinc ion binding. The record is from RefSeq and is a predicted model, not a curated record.